Rhodofomes roseus is the source of this 4951-nucleotide messenger RNA. RefSeq lists its product as uncharacterized. Bases 72 to 4703 code for a protein of 1543 amino acids. The record is from RefSeq and is a predicted model, not a curated record. Gene Ontology annotation, molecular function: 1-phosphatidylinositol-3-phosphate 5-kinase activity. The transcript has 11 exons. Gene Ontology annotation, biological process: phosphatidylinositol phosphate biosynthetic process. Gene Ontology annotation, cellular component: endosome membrane; fungal-type vacuole membrane. Lineage: Eukaryota; Fungi; Basidiomycota; Agaricomycetes; Polyporales; Fomitopsidaceae.
CUUACCUUCCGCUACCCGCUGCUACAGUUUCAGCCUCACCUUCUCCUCAAUGCCGACUGGAGCCUGUCGCGAUGAACCAGGUAGAGAAACCUCUCCCAGCCGUUCCGACACGCAGCACAGCGAUCUCGAGCACUCUGACCACUGAUGCGCGCGCUCACUUGCAACGCUUCAUCCUGCAUGCUCUCGAGGAAGAGAACGUCGCUACGGACCGCGAGAACUGGGCGAAUGCACUGCGGGGCGUAGCUCUGCAGCUAGGCCUGAACAUCUCUCGAGGUGGCUGGCUGGCCGGCUUCAAGCGGAUGAGGCGGAAGGCCUCGCAGCGGAGAAAGGAGGAGGAGGCCCGGCUGCAGCGCGAGAAGGUCGAGCGCGACAGGGCAAGGGAGCAGGAGGAGAGGGAAGCCAGGAAUAAGACCCUUCCGAAGACACCUAAGGCGAGAGAGGAGCAGGAUCAAUCGGCUUCGGACCCAGGUUCGUCUCGACAUGCUCGUUCUGUAGCCCUGCAGCAGCUGCAAGAAUUGGUCGCGACCCACACCAUGCCUCCUCGGCCACGACCCUCCACGAAGCAUCUUCUGCUCACUGUGGAAGCCUUCGGCGCUCCCCCGAAGCGGACGUCGGAGGAUUUGGAGUACGACAUAAUACCCUAUGGUGUAGGCUGUAUAUUUCUCGCCAAUACCUACGCACUUCCGGACGACGUCGACGGCCACGAGCACAUACUGUAUGGGUUAGCUGAAUGGGAUGUCGAGUUGUAUGAUGCGGCGGACAAGGACUGCAUCCAGAUCGUCGGCGGUACGUUCACGUUCAAGGGCGUGACAAAUGCGCAGCAACACGCCUCGCUCGUCAAGGUGCUCAGACUUUCUAUCUUCCUCUAUCUGUCGCUGCUGCUCGAACAACACUUGCUGUCGAACUCACAUGUCGAGCUACACUCCCACAAAUCCUUACUCCCUACGACCGUGAUAGGUACGGAAGGCGAGCCAUCGACGCCGACGGAAGACCGAAUACGGCCAAAGCGGGAGAGCACGCUCGCCGUAGCAGGUGGCAUUUGGUCAUUCUUCUCGAAGAAGACGGAGAACCUCGUCCACCGUGUCGCCUCAGUCGGACCGUCCGUCGUACGUCGCGGCUCGCUUGAGCUUCCUCUAACUCGCUCGUUAUCUACCCGCGGCUCCUUCGACGGCACCUCCCCGCGACCGCGCCGCUUCUCAUUCAUAUCGACGUCCUCCAGUGGGGCACUGCGCAGCGAUGCUGAUAGGACACGGCAGCAGCCAUUCUUGGACACUCUUCGGAAUGUGGAGGCACGUAAGGGUCUGCUGUCGACAUCCCCCGAUCUCGUCUUUCAGGCACCAAGUGUUCUGGUCAGCCUCGCCGACAAGGAGAAGGAGGAUCCACUGCGGAGGCUCAACGGCGAGGAACGGGCAGCACUGACUAGCCUCCUCGGAUGGGAAGGCAAAGACGCGCUCGGUCGCGGCAUGGUGGGUACGGCGGGGUUUGUGCGACAACAGGGCAUCUCGCUGCUGUACUCCGCUCAUGUGCCUCUGCCCUUGGUCUCGUCAAGCCAACCGCCUACUCCGUCAGGAUCAGUACCAACGUCAUCGGUCAUCACAGUACCCCAUCGGUUUACAUCGUGCGGGAAUCGCAGGAAGUGGACGACGUACCGGUACUACGAGCGUGGCGACAGACCGGACGAGACCCUGGGCGAGACGAUAGCCCGUCUCUGCUCGAUGGCGGAGGAGCAGUGCACUGAACCUGGCUGUCAGUUUCUCCGUGGCGACCAUGACUUACAAUGGAUCCACGCCGGCGUGCGGAUUGUUGCCACCAUAGGCCUCCCAGCAAAUGCCGAUGACAAGCCCAAGGAGGAUGCCAUCUCUAUCUGGCAGGCUUGUGCGGUUUGCGGAGAGGAGACGGCGAGACAGCAGAUGCACGAUGGUACAUACCUGUUCUCCUUCGGCAAGUACCUUGAGCUGCUCAUCUACUCCCCCGCCUUGUGCGGCGUGACACCGCGACUUUGUGCGCACACCGCUCUGCCACCCAAAUCGAAGGAUGCGCCGCUCCCGAGCACCCGUCUCAACAUCCUCCGCAAGUUCUCGUGCAGGUCGCGGACGGUGACGUUCUCCCUGACCACUGUCGAGGAUAUCUUCGAGCUGAAGGUGCCCCGAUUGCAAAUUAUACGGCGACGCCAGAGUGAGAAGGGCGCCGACAAGGAUACGGCAAGCGCACCGGCUUCGCCUAGCAAGGUCACCUCUAGCGAUGACGACAGGCAUAUCUUGAGGAAGGAGAUCAUGCGUUGGUGGCAAGGACUGGCCGAGCAUAUCGACAAGCUGGAAGAGAACUUCAUAGGCGAGGGCGAUACCGUGCGCGUGAAGGCACUUCCGAGAUUACCCUCAGAUGACGAUGCGUACGACGUGAUGGACGAGGCUGGCCAAGCGACACCCAAGGCUUCGUUGUCCCGACUGCCGUCUUCCGCCUCCACACCCACUGUCGCCGUCGCCCGAGAAGAUAGCAGCACUUCCACGGACAGCACGAUGUCGACUAAGACCAUCACUCCUGCGCAACCUUCGGCAGCGUCCUCAGACUCAGUUAUCACGACGUCGAGCAAGUCACAGUCAGUCCGGUCGGAAGGCGAUGAGAUGCAACUUCUCACUGGUCUCCGUCAUUCAUUCCAACGGCAGGAGCAGAACCUAUAUGCGGAGCUGUCCAGGACACCGACAACCUCCUUGAAUAAUGUACGUCGGUCGUUCCUAGCUGCCUCCAGAGGAGCAUCGCGAAGGCUAUCGGCGUGGGAGGCCAAACACUCCCCCAGUAUUCCGAAGCAAAUGAGGAGGAGACUGGGCUUGCCGUCUAUGGUGGAACCAGAGUGGUGGCAGAGUGGUUACCACGCUGUUCCUGGCGGGAAUGUGAUCGUGAAGGAGGACGACUGGGGAAGUAUCAUAGCGUUUACGCUCAGCUCCGCGGAUUAUCAGCGGGAACUUGCAAGUAUGUCUACGGUCACCCCACGCCCUGCGCUGCCCACGGCUCCUCCACCCACCCCAUUGGAAACUCGAUCAUCCUUCUUUGCACCUGGCUCCUCCUUGAAACGAUUCCUUGCCAGCACCACAUCGCUGCCAGACCCCGACCUGGACGACGCUGGAUGGCAUGAACCGGAAACGUAUUCGGCCGUGAUCUGUCGCAAAGAACACCCCAAGGACCCGACAGCAUUGCUCUCCAUCCGAGAUGUUCUACGACACAAACCUGGUAUGGAAAAUCCAGGCUCAUCGUCGCCUCGAGCUAGCUCGUCUUCGGGAACGAAGAGCCCAGCGGCGGCACGUGCAAAGCCCGCUGUCGAACUCUCUAUGCAGGCUGCCGAUGGCCAUGUCAGCGGGAUCAAUGAAGAUGUGGGCAAGCUGCUUCAUGAUUUGGAUGCGAAUACCAGUGUUGUGCAAACCUGGAGGACCUCCGGGUCCAGCGACUCAUCAGCCUCGGGCUUCGUUGAAACGAACAUCCGGAGGGGUAAAUCGGAUUCCAUCAUAUCGACGAGUAGCGAUGCCACUACCACAUCUACGGAAAGCGGCGGUGCUGGACGGAGCCUGUCUCCACCUCUCUUGCCCCCGAAAGACGCCUCUAUGUCUACUGAUUCACUGGCGAGGUUUAGAACGCAGGGUGAACCAUCAACGCCUGGAUCCACUCCUUCAUCUUUCAUCCCUUCAAUCACCAACACGCUGACGAGUGCCAUGAAGUAUAUGCUCAACACUGGGGACGCUCAUCGGUCUGCCCCUGCGGCGCCGCAUCAUGGGUUGCUAUCAACCGAUUCUCCUGCGAUCGACGAGCGGCCCCACAUCAAGUAUGACUGGACGAUCGGAAAGCGCCUCAAGUUCAGCUGCACGGUGUAUUACGCACGUCAGUUUGACUCGCUCAGACGACGAUGCGGUAUAGAGGACACGUUCUUGAAGAGCCUGAUGCGCAGCGCGAAUUGGGCUGCAGAUGGCGGCAAGAGCAAGUCCAAUUUCUGGAAGACCUCGGACGACCAGUUCAUUAUCAAGACGCUUGUCAACGCCUGGAAUGUCGCGGAUCUCCAAGUCCUGAUAGAUCUGGGACCAUCGUACUUCCGAUACAUGGACUCAACGGCUACCAAGCCAUCAGUUCUGGCGAAGUUGCUUGGAUUCUACACAAUUGAGAUCCGGAACCUCGAAACCGGGACAGUACAAGCAAGGGCUGAUUUGCUGGUUAUGGAGAACCUUUUCUAUGCCCAGAAGAUCAGCAAGACGUUCGAUCUUAAGGGUAUUCAAGGGCGUAAGGUCAAGGCGUCGAAUACGGCGUCAAAGACGCUGUUCGAUGGCGAGUGGAUAGAGGAUCAACGUAGAACAUUGACUUUGGUCCACCCACAUUCCAAGGUCCUCUUCCAGGAGGCUGUCAAGGCCGAUUGCGACUUCCUGGCAAGAACCAAUAUCAUGGACUAUUCGUUACUUCUCGGUAUUGACGAGGAGCGCAAACGGAUCGCAUGUGGUCUGGUAGAUACCAUAGGGAGCUACACUUUCGCGAAGACCCUGGAGUACAAAGCGAAGCAGAAUCUCAACGCCGGAAAGGAGGUUACCGUUGUUCCUCCACACGAAUAUCAAGAGCGCUUCGUUAAUGCCAUGGACGAGUAUUUUCUGGCUUGCCCAGACAAGUGGUCUCGACCGCUUGAUGAUACCAGAGUUCCCCAUAGUCAUCUAGACCUUCCAUCGGUCUUGUAAUUAACCCUCCUUGUAUGUAACUUGCUACUCUGCAUCCACUCAUAUGCCCGGGAAUGCCUGUCCAUGUAUCGUCAUUGUCCGCGUUCGUUGUACCACCUGCAUUUGUACGAGUACUCAAGCAUCGACAUCGCAUGGACUCAUUCUUUGACGCCCAUAUACCUCUGCCAUACCAAUUUGUGCGCGCCCCAUCGCAUUCCUGGUGGCCGUUUGCACAAUCCAUUGCGAUAGGAUUCACCACCUAGUAGGGC